AUGCUCUGCGCCACUAGCCGCCUCUUAGCCGCCCGGACGGCGACCGCACUCCCUGCCCAGCCCAGAGGCCGGGGCCCCGGGGCCCGCUGCCGGCGCAGGGAACUACAUUUCCCAGGGCACCCCGAGCUGGACCUGAAUGACUUCUUGACCGGUUGGGAUGAGACUCACUUUGGAAAAAUGGGAAGUUAUUAUAUCAACCGUACCUUUUUCUUUGAUGUACACCCACCUCUGGGGAAGAUGCUGAUAGGUCUUGCUGGCUACCUGAGUGGGUAUGAUGGUACUUUUUUGUUCCAGAAGCCCGGGGAUAAAUAUGAGCAUCACAACUACAUGGGAAUGAGAGGAUUCUGUGCUUUCCUUGGUUCCUUGCUGGUCCCCUUUGCCUACCUCAUUGUAUUGGAGCUGUCCAACUCCCUCCCAGCAGCACUGCUCACUGCUGCCCUUCUCACCUUUGACACAGGAUGCCUCACUCUGUCCCAGUACAUCCUCCUUGACCCCAUCUUGAUGUUCUUCAUCAUGGCUGCUAUGCUGAGCAUGGUCAAGUACAACUCCUGUGCCAACAGGCCCUUCUCUGCCCCCUGGUGGUUCUGGCUCAGCCUGACUGGCAUUAAUCUGGCUGGUGCUUUAGGGGUCAAGUUUGUUGGCCUCUUUAUCAUCCUUCAAGUGGGGUGGAACACCAUUUCAGACCUUUGGCACCUGUUUGGAGACCUCAGUCUUUCAGUGGUGACCGUGGGAAAACACCUGACUGCUCGCAUCCUGUGCCUCAUAGUGCUGCCCCUGACUCUCUACACAGCCACUUACGCUGUUCACUUCAUGGUGCUGAACAAAAGUGGUCCUGGUGAUGGCUUCUUCAGUUCUGCCUUCCAGGCCCGGCUUUCAGGCAACAACCUUCAUAAUGCUUCCAUCCCUGAACAUCUGGCCUAUGGCUCUGUGAUAACCGUGAAGAACCUGCGGAUGGCCAUCGGCUAUCUCCACUCCCACAGGCACCUCUACCCCGAGGGCAUCGGCGCCCGCCAGCAGCAGGUCACCACCUAUUUGCACAAGGACUACAACAAUCUGUGGAUUAUCAAGAAACAUAAUACAAAUGCAGGUCUCUGUGUUCUUGAUGGCUGUAAAUGCCCCACCCCGCCAAAUCCAUAUCCCCUAGACCCUUCAUUACCAGUGGAGUUUGUAAGACAUGGAGACAUCAUUCGGCUAGAACACAAAGAGACUUCUCGGAACCUGCACAGUCACUAUCAUGAGGCCCCCCUGACCCGAAAGCACUAUCAGGUCACUGGCUAUGGCAUAAAUGGGACAGGAGACUCCAAUGAUUUCUGGCGGAUUGAGGUUGUAAACAGAAAAUUUGGAAACCGGAUCAAAGUGCUGAGAAGUCGAAUUCGACUCAUCCAUCUGGUCACAGGUUGUGUCCUGGGCUCCUCGGGAAAGGUCCUGCCCAAAUGGGGCUGGGAGCAGUUGGAGGUUACUUGCACCCCAUACCUAAAGGAAACCCUCAACUCUAUCUGGAAUGUGGAGGACCAUAUCAACCCCAAACUGCCAAACAUCAGCCUGGACGUGCUGCAGCCCAGUUUUCCUGAGGUCUUGCUGGAGUCCCACAUGGUGAUGAUCCGGGGGAACAAUGGUCUCAAACCCAAGGACAAUGAGUUCACGUCCAAACCCUGGCACUGGCCUGUCAACUAUCAGGGCCUGCGCUUCUCAGGGAUCAAUGACACAGACUUCCGUGUGUAUCUGCUUGGCAACCCGGUAGUUUGGUGGCUGAAUCUGUUGAGCAUUGCCCUCUACCUCCUCUUGGGGAGCAUCAUUGCUGUAGCUGUGCAGAGAGGGGCACACCUGCCUGCGGAGGUUGAAGGGUUGUCCCAGGUCCUGCUGCGAGGAGGCGGUCAGCUCCUGCUUGGCUGGAUUCUCCAUUACUUCCCGUUCUUCCUGAUGGGCCGGAUUCUCUACUUCCACCACUACUUCCCAGCCAUGCUCUUCUCCAGCAUGUUGACAGGUAUUCUGUGGGACACUCUCCUGCGGCUCUGGGCCUGGAGCCUGGCCUCCUCUUCCCUGGCCAGGGGCCUGUAUGUGGUGGGAAACCUGAGCCUGCUCCUGGGAACUGCCUACAGCUUCUACCUCUUCCACCCUCUGGCUUACGGGAUGGUUGGUCCCCUAGCCCAGGAUCCCCGAAGUCCCAUGGCAGGACUAAGGUGGCUUGAAUCAUGGGACUUUUGA
Molecule: messenger RNA, 2205 nt
Organism: Puma concolor (puma)
Lineage: Eukaryota; Metazoa; Chordata; Mammalia; Carnivora; Felidae
Source: RefSeq, a predicted model, not a curated record